Messenger RNA from Pteropus alecto (black flying fox), 3079 nucleotides. It is a transcript of the gene ZBTB42, whose product is annotated as zinc finger and BTB domain containing 42. The transcript has a single exon. The annotation marks the transcript as partial. Gene Ontology annotation, biological process: regulation of transcription by RNA polymerase II. Gene Ontology annotation, cellular component: nucleus. NCBI's taxonomy places the organism in Eukaryota, Metazoa, Chordata, Mammalia, Chiroptera, Pteropodidae. The record is from RefSeq and is a predicted model, not a curated record. Gene Ontology annotation, molecular function: protein binding; RNA polymerase II cis-regulatory region sequence-specific DNA binding; DNA-binding transcription factor activity, RNA polymerase II-specific.
GCGCGCUUCCCGGCCCACCGCGCCGUGCUGGCCGCGUGCAGCGUCUACUUCCAUCUCUUCUACAGGGACCGGCCAGCGGGCAGCCGCGACACGGUGCGGCUCAACGGCGACAUCGUCACGGCGCCCGCCUUCGGCCGCCUGCUGGACUUCAUGUACGAGGGCCGCCUGGACCUGCGCAGCCUGCCCGUCGAGGACGUCCUGGCCGCCGCCAGCUACCUGCACAUGUACGACAUCGUCACGGUCUGCAAGGGCAGGCUCAGGGGGAAGGACCGCGCGCUGCAUCCCGAGACCCCCGCCCCCGGGCCAGAGCCGUCAGACAAGCCCCACUGCCCCCUGCCCGCCUGGACCCCUGAGCUCUGCCCAGCUGCCCGGAAGGCCAGGCUCCCCCAAGCCGGGGUCAAGGCCACUCUCCGUCCACGGGCACUGGGGCCUCCUCCCUGGCAGGCUCCGGGAGAAUCGGACCGGGCUCUGGACCUGUCGCUGAAGCCUAGCCGGAGGCAGGAGCCAGUCCUCCCACCCUACGACCUCGCGGCAGCUCCCUGCAGCCACAUCCAGCAGGGGACUCAGCCACUGGUGAAGGACGAGCGCGACUCGCUGUCGGAGCAGGAGGACGGCGUUGGCCCUCUGAGCCCGCACGGCCCCCGGCAGCCACCCCGUGUACCCGCAGCCAAGCGCCUGACGGGGGGCUUGGAGCCGCGGCCAGUCAGCGGGGCGGGCAGCCGGGAGCUGGAGCUGGAUGCAGAGCGGGGGACGAGCGAGGACGAGCUGGGGCCCGGCGGGCACCUCUGCAUGUGCCCUCUGUGCAGCAAGCUGUUCCCCAGUGCCCACGUGCUGCAGCUGCACCUCAGCGCCCACUUCCGGGAGCGGGACGGCGCCCGGCCCCGGCUGUCGCCCGACGUCGCGGCGCCCACCUGCCCGCUGUGCCGGAAGACCUUCUCGUGCGCGUACACGCUGAAGCGGCACGAGCGCACGCACUCGGGCGAGAAGCCGUUCACGUGCGCGCAGUGCGGCAAGAGCUUCCAGUACUCGCACAACCUGAGCCGCCACGCCGUGGUGCACACGCGCGAGAAGCCGCACGCCUGCCGCUGGUGCGGGCGGCGCUUCACGCAGUCCGGGGACCUCUACCGCCACGUCCGCAAGUUCCACUGCGGCGUGGUCAAGUCCCUGCUGCUGUGACGCGGCACUAGGAUGGAGCGUGGGGGACCCGGCUGUCCGCGCGGAAGCCCCUGAGGCCAGGCCUCUCUCUCAGUGACUCCCCGGCCUCCUCCAGGCCUCGACCGCCUCUGACGCUCCCCAGCUCGCUCCGGCCUGGCUGUGCGGACUGUGACACUGUCUUCCUCUCCGGCCGGUUCAUGGGUAUCUCUAGGGCCCCCCAGGGUGGCCCAGGUACCUGGAUGUGGGGCGGCCGGUGUGUCCUCCCUUCCAGGAGCUUCCUUGGCCACCUCACAGGCAUGCUGGGGGGGACCCUUGCGACCCUGGCCCCAUACUCCGUGAACGAUGCACGCAUCACGGAAGCUGUUGGUGUGAGUCCCUGAUGAGGUGGUUUCCCUGGUGGUGGCAGCAGGAUCCCCUGCAGGGGAGGCCCCAGGCACAGCACGGGCCCUCGCCUCACAGCCAGUGUCACAGAGGGUACCGGCCCCAGGUGGCAGAAGCAGAACCAGCCAGCAGCUGGGCGGUUGUGGAGUUACCGGCGCUGUGGUGUGAGGCGGUCGUCCGCUUGUGACUCGGGAAAGAGAAGGGGACCUUUGGGAAUGACUCUCCUUGGGUGCAGACCCCUCCCAGGGUGCCAGGCGUCUGCCCGUGGGUAGCGAGCCAUGCUGCUUCCCUGCCUGAGCGCAGGGUCCGGUGCACCUCUGAACACCCCGAGUGGCCCCGGAGGGCCAGGCCGCUGCUGUGCCUUGGUGGGGCUGACCCUGCAGGUCACCCGUCCAUCCCUGGAACUGCUGGUCAUUUCCAGAGCACUGAGCGGGCCCACCAUCCGGGCUCCCCCACAGCGGGGCCGGGCGAAGGCAGCCAUCGCGCAGGGCGGGCGUGGGAGGGCUGCUGGCCACUGGGCUGGGGUCGUCGCCCCCCCACGCUCCCGCCUUUAUCCACGGACGCACCACAGCACAGGCGGCUGUGGCCACCCGGCCCUGCCCGCUACUCCCCAAGCUAGUCCUGCUGCAGGAACCUCGGCGGCGGUGGCGGGAGGGCCUGACCCAAGUUCUGGGGGUUCUGCAGGCGGCGGAGCUGCCUGGGCUCCUGGUUCCCCCAGACCACGCGGGCCAUUUCUGCUGUGACCGCAAGUGGCACUGAGGACAAAGUCCGGCCGAGUUUAAGUUAUUUUCCCUUCUCCUGACAACACUUGAUGUCAUAUUUAUUCACCUGCCCGGUCGGGACUGAAAGGGCUGUCCCAGCAGGUGGCAGACGGGUCUCCUUGCGGGCCCUCGGCUCUCCCGCACGUGGGCGGCCUCUCCUGACGCCCAGGGCUGGGAGGGCCUGGACCCACCUGGCCAGAGAGAGCCAGGCGAAUGGGCCCCCACCUCUGGAAGGGCCAGCACGGUGCGUCUCACGGUCGGGUCUCCCUGCGUGUGUGCCCGCCUGCGUCCGGCGAAUGGCAGGCCGAGCCGCGCUGGCCGUGGCACUGGAUUUCCCCAGGGGUUUCCACGAGGGAAGAAAUGUACUUUCCUGGGGCGGGAAGUGGGCCCUGCGUUAGCAACACUGGAUCCAUUGUCUUGUGCAAGCAGUUUCUGUGAAGUUGAGACGCGGUCUGCGUUUGGCUGCGGAACCGGCGUGGCUCAGAUCAGCGUCAUGCUAAGACGCUGAUCACCCGGGAGCCGACCGCCGAGGGGCGCAAACGUGUCUGGCGGAGCCUGCUGCGUGGCUCCUCCUGCCCCUCCCCUGCUCUGCCCCUUGGGGGUGGCAGCUCCGGGUGACCCAGGGGACAGUAGUUCACGCUGACCGUUUGGCCAGAGGUUUUGUUUGCGCAUACCGCCUGCCAAGACAGUCUGGAACCGAGUGCAGUUUCCCUGUGUUCGUGCCCUCGUCUUUGUGGUGACAGUGCUUAAUAAAGCCCGCCCCCGUGGAGGUGGCCCGAUGA